UAACAACAUCCAUCUUUCUUCUCCCUCUCAACCACAUUUAACCUCGAGAGCCUCGUCGCCAACAACCGCUUUCGCGUACCUUUAUCAACAAUCACCACCGCGUUUCCACUUCUUUUCUUUUCAUUCUUGCCUCGCGGCAUAUUUUUUUCAAACGCACUUUAAUUGAUUCGCGUCCGUCGCGAACCGGGAAACUUGCCAGCCUGAUUAUCACGACAGUCUUUUUUAAUCCAUCAUCAUGUCGACCGAAGAGGAUCUGAUCGACUACUCCGAUGAGGAGCUAGGCACCAACGAGGCCUCCACCACCAACGGCAAGAAGACCGACGCAGCCGCUUCUGGCAAUAGCGUUGACAAGAAGGGUUCUUACGUUGGCAUUCACGCUACCGGCUUCCGUGAUUUCCUACUGAAGCCCGAGCUCCUACGCGCCAUAGCCGAUUGCGGAUUCGAACAUCCUUCGGAGGUCCAACAGACCUGUAUCCCUCAGGCUCUCCUCGGAGGUGAUAUUAUCUGCCAAGCAAAGUCCGGUCUCGGCAAAACCGCCGUCUUCGUUCUCACCACUCUUCAACAAGUCGAGCCCGUCGCUGGCGAGUGUUCCGUUUUGGUCAUGUGCCAUACUCGCGAGCUGGCUUUCCAGAUCCGUAACGAGUACAACCGUUUCAGUAAAUACAUGCCCGACAUCAAGACUGGCGUGUUCUACGGUGGUACUCCCAUCCAAAAGGAUGCGGAGAUUCUGAAGAACAAGGAGACUCAUCCUCACAUCAUUGUCGGCACUCCUGGUCGUCUCAAUGCCCUCGUCCGGGACAAGUAUCUCAGACUCACAAGCGUCCGCAUCUUCGUCCUUGAUGAAUGUGACAAGAUGCUUGACGCUAUUGACAUGCGACGAGACGUCCAGGAUAUCUUCCGAGCCACUCCUCAGCAGAAGCAGGUUAUGAUGUUCUCUGCUACACUCUCUGACGAGGUCAAGCCGAUCUGCAAGAAGUUCAUGCAAAACCCUACCGAGCACUAUGUUGAUGAAGACACCAAGUUGACCCUCCACGGUCUCCAACAAUACUACAUCAAGCUCGAAGAGCGGGAGAAGAAUCGCAAGCUCAACGAGCUUCUCGAUGAGUUGCAGUUCAACCAAGUCAUCAUCUUCGUCAAGAGCACCAUUCGUGCCACCGAGCUUGACAAGUUGCUUCGUGAAUGCAACUUCCCAUCUAUCUCGGUGCACUCUGGCGUUAGCCAAGAAGAGCGUAUCAAACGCUAUAAGGAGUUCAAAGAAUUCAAUAAGCGCAUCUGUGUUGCCACUGACGUGUUCGGUCGUGGUAUUGACAUUGAGCGUAUCAACUUGGCUAUCAACUACGAUUUGCCCGCUGAUGCCGACUCCUACCUCCACCGCGUUGGUCGUGCCGGCCGUUUCGGUACCAAGGGACUGGCAAUAUCAUUUAUGAGCACCGAUGCAGACCAGGAAGUCUUGAAGGCUGUUGAAAAGCGAUUUGAGGUCCCAGUUCCCGAAUUCCCCAAGGAUGGCAUCGAUGCCAGUACCUACAUGGCGUCGUAAGCUACAUCGGCGAUUUCGGUUGAUCUCUUUAGUCUUCGCACAAGAAUUGUUCUGGGAAACGACUCGGAGGAUUCGUUUAAUGCGUUGAGCCCCCGUAGUCACAAAAGGGGGUUUCUUUCCGAAAAGCAAAUGAUUCGUUUGGCACCACGGCUCUGUACAUUAUGUUUGGCUUGGAACGGGUGACGCGGUACACUGUCAGAGAGGUCCAGAGAUUAGCUGAUUCGGACGCUAGAGCUCGUCGUAACGCGUGCUGGAUCCAUUUCAUUCGGUUGCUUCACGCGGUAAUACUCCGUAGUCUCACGCCUUGCAAGCAACGAAAUAGACUGCUCUGAAACGCA
Annulohypoxylon truncatum is the source of this 1875-nucleotide messenger RNA. RefSeq names its product ATP-dependent RNA helicase SUB2. NCBI's taxonomy places the organism in Eukaryota, Fungi, Ascomycota, Sordariomycetes, Xylariales, Hypoxylaceae. The record is from RefSeq and is a predicted model, not a curated record. Bases 236 to 1537 code for a protein of 433 amino acids. Gene Ontology annotation, molecular function: RNA helicase activity; RNA binding; ATP binding. The transcript is spliced from 5 exons. Gene Ontology annotation, biological process: mRNA splicing, via spliceosome; mRNA export from nucleus.